Anarrhichthys ocellatus (wolf-eel) is the source of this 9455-nucleotide messenger RNA. It is a transcript of the gene baz2a, whose product is annotated as bromodomain adjacent to zinc finger domain, 2A. Bases 1160 to 9130 code for a protein of 2656 amino acids. The record is from RefSeq and is a predicted model, not a curated record. The transcript has 29 exons. NCBI's taxonomy places the organism in Eukaryota, Metazoa, Chordata, Actinopteri, Perciformes, Anarhichadidae. Gene Ontology annotation, molecular function: protein binding; DNA binding. Gene Ontology annotation, cellular component: rDNA heterochromatin.
AGCUUUUACCUGAAAAUAUCAGCGAAACUUUUGAUGGUGGCAGUUGUGGGAGGAUGAUGCUCUGCAACAAAAAAAAUGUGUCUUGUGUGCGUGCAGCGUAAACAAUGUAACUUCAUCUGGCUGCUAGCUAACGUUAGCUAACGUGAACAAAAGGGGGAGCACGCCUCCCGUCUGUUAACGAGUGAGUUAGCCGUUAGUCGCUAUCAACAGAACGGUUGGUCUUUAUUUUCAUCCGCUGAUGGGCGUCAUGGUUCCUCACCUUCUACCUGGCUAUUAGCUAACAUCGCAGCUUAAAGGACCGUGCGUACUCACGUUGAUGAUGCUAUCAGUUAGCCUAUCUAUAGCUAGCGUCUCUUAGCUAGGCUCUAUUGUGAUGAUUUAGCUAAAUAACCUUGGAGCUAUUGUGGAUAUUUUUGUAUCCGAUGUUUCGCAUUAAAGUAAACGGUAUGUUCAAACCUAUUGAUGAGCCGAACUACGUGUGUAACGUGCACGGUGUCCGUUGUUAGCUCGGCUGACUAGCGGCGCUUUAAAGGGAAUUGUUCUGUUUGAGAAACGCAGCUAGCGCGACUUGUGCUAACGCGGCGCCUGCUUUUUUGCAACGGCCUUUGCUGAAUUAGGACAUCGAGUAUCCACAGAGGGCUACUUUCUGUAUUGCGUGUGUGUGUAACUGAUAACUGGUAACUGCUUCAGGCCUCGGGAGUGACUAUAUAAUAUGAUCGGUAAUCCCUCCGUUGUUACUGUGGCCGCGGCCGCCUGUUCUUCGGAUAUACAAGUGUGUGUGUGGCCGUACAUUUAUCAUGGUAGAUUUGAGCUUGUAUUAGCAAGGCGCCUAAUGAAGAGCCUCUAUAUCGUAAUAUCCCGGUUGUCCAUUACGGGCCUGGCAUCUGCUUGUUGCUGGCUGCGACAUUUUUGACGGUUGCCGUUGGAACGAAAUGGUGCUGUCACAAGUUGCAACUGCCAAAAAUCAUCGAGGAUAGACAUUUCGUACAUAUUUACGUAUCGUGUUGAGAGCUGCAUGGGAAUUAAUUAAAUCAUUCUUCUUUUUUUGUGAUGCACAUGCGUCUUAGCCCCGCUAAGCAUUGACUUCCACUUCUAUAUGUUUUACUGAAUGGACGGUUGGGUAUUAGGAGUGUAAAUCUGUAUUUUUUUUGUUUUCCAGAUGGAGUCAAAUAAUCAUUUCAACUAUGACAGCCACUCCUCAGCAAACUCAGGACUUAAACUCUCCUCAGGGGAUUCUCUUUAUACUAAUGGGUCCUCCAUGAGCUUUCCUCAGCAGGGGAAGAAUAUGAAUGGCGAAAUGAAUGUGAAUGGCGUCACUACUGUACUCGGGUCUGGGGUGCCUGGUUCUCACCCACCAACAGCUCCCUACCCACACAUGAGCAACCACCACCAGAGCAGCAUGGGCUAUGACUACUUGUGGGGAGGUCACCCACAGUACGGUCCAGCCAUGGGCAGCUCUCCUGGGCACGGGAUGCACCAGAAGCAGCCUACACCCGGGAUGGUGCAGCCUCAGUCACAGCACCACUUCCAGGGUCAUGGACAGUACCAGCUGAAUGGGGGUGUUGAAAGCUCCCACCAGCCCCCCGUGGCAGGCCCACCAAGCAUGCCUCUUACUGGGAGUCAGUACUGGAACAGGAGUAACCCUGGCCCACAGCAGAUAAGUUAUAACUCCCAUAGUAUGUACGGGACAUACCCGAGUCAGGCACAUCCUGGAAUAACACCGUCACAACAUCACCAGCAGCAGUCCUUACAACCCACCCCGCAUCAGCCGUCGCAACAGCACCUCCACUCCCACCAUCACCCACAGCACCACCACCAGCAGCACCAGCAACCACAGCAUUAUGGCCUGAUGCCUAAUGGGAUGCCCUACUACCAGCAUCAAUCCCUUCCGUCUCCCCAGCAACAGCCAUCGCAGCAGUCUCAGCCCCAAAGCCAGACUCCGAUGAUGCCCCCAGCUGCCCAGAAUUUUACUCCCACACAGGUCAGCCCACAGCACCACAGCUUAGGCAGAGGGGGCACUGGCAGUCCACUCCCCGUGGGAAUAUCCACAACACCAAUGAUGUCACCGCCAACAGUGCAGGAUAGUGGAUCGCCCAAGGGUCACAGCAGGGAGCGCAGCCCCCAUGCUAGCAAUGUGGGAAUAUCUACCAUCAUGCAAGGGCACACAAGAGAAGCUGUCAAGGAGGAAGAUAGCAGCUAUAACGGCAUGGAAAGGGCACCUGUUGCCCAUAGGCUACCCAAAAGUUCAGCUCACGUGGGACCCGAUUACCAUCCGCAUUCGGAACAGCCGGCAGCUCAGCAACCAGAAAUGGCUUCCCCUGUCAGAGAGACACCUACCCUGUCGGUGUCAUCACUGCUCUCUGCAUCUACCAAGGCCUCAACACCUCCUCGGGUCUCUGAGUCUCCCUCGUCUGCCCCCGGGCCUCCUCUGGUAUCACCCCCUGAUGUAGAAUCUACUCCACCACAAAUCUCAACGCCCCCCAAUGUGUCCUCUACUCUGUCUCCAGCUGCUCCUCCCAGACUUUCCUCAUCGCCUCUAAUGAAGCAAGGCCUCAGGCCUGCCACUACUGCUGCGACUGAGACACCCCCUGCUGGAUCCAAGCAUCUGUCAAUGGGGUCCUCGUCCUCCUCCUCCCUGCCUGCAUCACCUCAAAAGUUGUCUACACCUCAUGUCUCAACUGAUAGUAUGUCUAAACCUGCAGUUUCUUCAGUCUCUCCUCCGUCAUCAGACUCUUUGACUCAUCAAACCAAGUCUUCAUUGCCUCCUACGUCUUCUAGACCUCCAACAAAUGUCACAACUGCCCCCAUCUUAUCUCUUCAGCAGAUGGUUGAAGGGUCCAAGCCACCUCUGCUGACGUCUUGCUUUCCUGAUGCACCCAGAGCUCAGCAUGAAAAGCCUGGGCCCCCAAAAUUAAUGUCUGCUGUCUCAUCAAUGUUUGCAAAAUCCUCAUCUGCUGGUGUGGCUCCACCUCUAAUGUCAGCAUCAGGAUCUUCAACCUCAACACCACCCGGCUCCUUUACAUCAGGAUCUUCAUCUGUCACGUCUGUCUCAAAAACUCCUUUAGUUGGCAGUAAACCAGGUGACCGAGCACCCACACCUCAGCGCCAGACAUGCACUUCUCCAGCUGCUGACUCUGGUUUUUCCACGGUAUCAUCAUCAGCGGUGAACUUGCCCUCCCUAGCAGCCCAUGAAAGUCUUACAGUCCGACCUCCGUCUACCCUACCUCUUCUAACCGCUCAAGCCUCCAGGACUGCACCCGUGUCCGGCCCUCCUGCUUUGGUGCCUCUGACUUCUGCAAUGGGCACGUCUUCUGGAGUGGUCCAAAGUUCUGACUCUGAGCAGCUUCCUCUUAACACCACUCCUCCUCAUGCGCUGAAGCAGUCGUCUCCGAAGUCAGAGCACCGUGGUCAUAGUGAGGAUAGGAAAGCGUUGGCGAACAAACGAAAUGGAAAACCAGAAGAACACCCACCUCGUCCUCAUCAUCCACAAAUCAAGCCAUCACAGAAGGUGGAAGCUACUGAGUCUAACAAAUCUGAAAUUCGAUCACCCAAAUUCCUCACUGAUCUUCCUGGGAAACUCCUGCAGACCACGGUCGCUUCCAAGAAUACACCAACAGCCUCUGAAAAGCACCACCUGCAAAGCAGCAUCUGUGAGGCAGAGGACUCCAUGGGGGAGCAGACUCCACUCAGAAAGUCUUCACAUCUCCACAGCACAAGAUUAGAAGAUCUGACGGAUGAAGACGAAAGUUUUAACUCUUCACACACAGCGUCUCACUUUGAUGGCAAUUCAACAUUUGACAGCCCCUCUAGAAUUGAUGUCAGCUCUGCCUUUGAAAAGACCUUGUUUCUAGACGGCGAAAGCUCACGCGUAGACGACUCCACUCACUUUGACAGCAGCUUUCACCUGACGAAGGACGCGUCUCAGUUUGACAGCACUUCCCAUGCAGAAGAGGAACCAUCUACUGGGUUUGACACCACUGGAAUUAGCGGCUAUUCUGCGGAAGAGUCCAGAGAUGACACGUUGGACUCCACCAGGGAAACGUCUGAGGCAGAAGAGACCAAGGGCAGCUGUCAAAUCACAGGAGAAUCCAUGCUGGAGUCUCUCUCUCAGAUAGAAGAGCCUUCUGAUAACUCAAGACCUGAAGCAGAGUGGGGUCCCCGAGGACACGACACAUCAGACUCAGCUGGACGCAUUAGCAUCAAGACCACUGCCAGUGAGACCAUGACUCCCCCGAGUUUUGAGAUGAGAGAUGAGAACUUCAUCGCCUUCAGUACCCCAGCAGAGAGCCUUGCUGUGCACCCACUCCAACCAGUAACCGUUCCUGUUCUGUCAGCUGCUGGAGGACCUCAGAAAACGCCAGGGAAACCACGCAAACCUCGCGCUCCAAAGACAUUGUGGAUUAAAAUCCCAGCUCCUGAGGAGGCCAAGCGGAAGCCUCGGGCUCGAACCCCUAAAGUGGAGAAGAUAAAGACUGAAGAAGACGGAGGCAUUAAAGAGGAGGUAGCCAAGGGCAGAAAGAGGAAGAAGUCUCUCAAGGUGGAUGUUAAAGAAACAUCGGGUGCAUGUGGAGAGGCUGGGCCUCCCACGGGAGAGGUUGAUACCGUCACAGCCACAAUUGAAGCUGUUCUGGCCACCGCUUCAGCGUACACCACAGCAGACGUGAAACCCAAGAAGGCGAAAAGGGCCAAGAAACAAGACCAGGAAGGAAAUGUGGCGAAAACGCCGAAACAAGAUACAGAAACAGUUGCUAAUGAUGUUGACGAAAAUGAUGACGACAGCUCCACUGCAGGUGAAUCCAACAGACAGAGGAGGGUUGCAACUGAGGAGCAGGUUCAGUUCCCGAUGGGACAUGGUUGGAAGAGGGAGAUUCGUGUGAAGAAAAUGGAGUACCGCAUGAAGGGCGAAACCUGGUACUACACACCCUGUGGAAGGAGGAUGAAGCAGUUCCCGGAAAUAAUCAAGUACUUGAAGAAGCACACGGACAGUGUGGUCAGCAGAGAACACUUCAGCUUCAGCCCACGCAUGCCUGUUGGAGAUUUUUAUGAAGAAAGGGAAACUCCUGAGGGUAAGCAGUGGAUCCUCCUGGCCAAUGAGGAGGUUCCCUCUAUGAUCAUGGCAAUCACCGGCCGGCGAGGUCGACCUCCAAACCCGGAUAAAGAGAAACCUCGCAGGGUCCGUGUCCUGAAGGGAGGGCAGGUCCGCCGCCCUGGUAGACCUCCCAAACCACAGAUGAUUGACCUCCUUAGCAAAGUUGACGCCAAGCUUUUGACGCGACUUGAGGCCAAGGAAGCUCUCACGGAGGAGGAAAAGGAGAAACUUGUGAAAAUCAAAAAGAAAAUGAAGAGAAAGGCAAGAAUGAAGAGAAGGGAGGAUGUGAAGAUUAAGAAGAUGAAAGCGGAGAAAAAGAAAGCCAAGCUUGAGCAAGACGCCAAGGACCUGGAUCUGAAGGCUGAACCAAGCGACCCGACUGCCCCCCAGGCCCCGCAGCCGGCACCGGGGUCUGCUGCAGAGCCCAAGAAGCCCGGCCGGAGGAGGUCGGUCAAGCCCGAGGCUCCUCCGCCAGUACAGCAGACCGACGAGGAGAGGAUAGCCCAGGGUAAGAGGGUGCUGGGUGCUCGCAGUAAAGCCAAGGCUCUGGCUAAAGCCCAGGCAGAGGCAGAGGCGGCAGCUCAGGCGGCUCUAACAGCUAAGAGGGCGGCAGAGAGGAGAGCACAGACCCAGAGACGCAUGGAGGAGCGGAAGAGGCAGCAGUUGAUCGCAGAGGAACUGAAGAAGCCCAUAGAGGACAUGUGUCUCACUGACCACAAACCUCUGCCAGAGCUGUCCCGUGUCCCCGGUGUGGUUCUUUCUGGCAAAGCUUUUGCACAGUGUCUGGCUGUGGUCGAGUUCCUACACGGCUAUGGAAAGAUGAUUGGUCUCAAUAUACCCAAGGACGUGCCCAGCCUCGCCACGCUGCAGGAGGGUCUCUUAGGCCUGGGCGACGGCCAAGGAGCGGUCCAGGACCUUCUGAUGAAGCUGGUGGAGGCUGCACUCCAUGAUCCAGGCCUGCCCUCAUUUUAUCAGUCAGUAAAGAUCCUCGGGGAAAAGCUGGUUGAGUCAGAGCUGACUCGCAGCACAGUCUCAGAAGUGCUUCGCGUCUUUUUAGAAUCUCACGGUUACGAGACAGAUGUGUGCAACACACUGAGGACCAAAACAUUUCAUGCUCUGCCUCCGGACACCAAGGCCGCCAUCCUGGGUUUCCUGGUGGACGAGCUCAACAGCAGCAACGUUGUGACGAGUGACAUUGACAACACAUUAGAAAACAUGGCAACUUACAGGAAAAACAAGUGGAUCAUUGAGGGGAAGUUGCGCAAACUGAAGGCGGCACUAGCGCGCCGUACAGGACGCUCGGAGGAAGAUCUGUGUUUUGAGGAGAGGAGGCGCAGUGCCAGAGUGGCAGAUGAGGAGAACCUCAGUCUGGAGGAGGGCGGCCUGGCCUCUGAGAGAAGCAACCGCCGGGCACGCAAAGAAGAGCCCAAACUCAGUGAUAGUGAGAGCCCCACUACUGCCAGCGUUCCAGAGCUUGAAAGGCAGAUCGAUAAGCUAGCCAAGCGCCAAGCGUUUUUCCGUAAAAAGCUGCUGCAGUCAUCUCAUUCCAUGCGGGCCGUACUGCUGGGCCAGGACCGUUACCACCGCAGAUACUUGGCCCUUCCUCACCUCGGAGGAGUUCUGGUCGAGGGGCCAGAGGAGCUUUUGACUUCUGGAGAAGUCCUUGUAGCCGAGGUUCCAGUCACCUUCCUCAAAAAGGAGCCCAAAGUGGAGGAGACCCCCAUGCCUACCAGUCCCCCUCCUACUCUGCCUUCCUCUCCUUCCUCUGCUACCUCUGCACAGCCCCACACCUUUUCUCCAGAGGAGGACAACCUCCCCGGCACUGCAUCCCUCAUGAGCAGGCCGAGAGGACGAGGACGCCCCCGAAAAAUCAAACCAGAGGUGGAGCUUCACCUCCGCACGGCGAAGAUUCGCCGCCGGCGUCGGAGUAGCGCCAGGUCGGGGGGUGAAGAAGGGCCCGGAUCGCCGAACAGUGGCACACAAAACCUCACGCAGGCUGCCUUCCAGAGCUGGCUCAGCCAAUCGCAGGAUGCAGUGACCAAUGGCACGUGCUCAGCAGCAGGGGACGCUCCAGAGGGUAAUCGACCAGAGGAGAGCGUGAAGGAGAUGGCAGAGAAACAGGGACAGUGGUUCAACCUGCUCCCAAAACAACCGUGCGACGAUAACUCUCUGACAGAGUGUCAGAUUCCCAGCUCGCCCCCUAAACUCCUCCCUCAGAUCACGAGUGCUCUGCCCGCUCUCGCUGCUCCACUCAUGCAGUCGGACCCGCUCUUGCCUAGCCUGACUCCUGCUGACGUCUUGACCGCAGCAACACCACAGGACGUUCCCUCCACGCUACCUGCUUCUGCUGCUCCCGCUCCUGCUGCCACGCCGGCUCCGACUACCCCCGCCAAGCCGGGGCGCAGGCGGAGGAGAGGUAGCCGAGGCAGCAGUCCUGCUCGCAGAGGGCCAAGAGGAGCUGCGGCCAAGCGUCGUGGCCGCCCUCCCAACUCCGUGUUCCAGGAGCUCGAGCAGCUGUACUUCACUCAACUGGUGGUCAAACCGACUCCAGCAUCUAUGGUGCGUGGCUGGUGGUGGAUCAAGGAUCCAGAGGAGCUGUAUAGCACCUUACAGGCCCUCCAUCCAAGGGGAAUCAGGGAGAAGGUGCUCCAUAAGCAUUUGGCCAAACACAUGGAGAGUUUAGCUGAGAUAUGCACCAAACCUAUCAAUGAUCCUAUAUUUGAGUCAAAGUUAGAGGAGAAGGAUGUGCUGUUGGAGGCUCUGCAGCAGCCCUGGCAAGUGCAGGAGAAAGCAAUGGAGACUGACAUCUGCACCUUGCAGUGGGUGGAGGAUCUGGAGCAGCGGGUCAUUGCAGCCGACCUCCAUCUCAAGGCGGCACCUCAGAGUGCAGUGACUGAUGCUGAAUCCAACACAGAGACACCAAUGGCAGAAUUUCAGCCCUACACAAUCCCAGAUCCAGACUCAACACGUGACGACCUCCAAUACUAUGAACAUGACGCUGACCCGCGUGAUGACUGGAUUGUGCGAACUAAGAAGGAGUGGUCCAACCUGCCACGUAUGGUCACACACCCGGUGGACUUGGCAGUGCUGCGGUUGGCCAACCUCGAGCGAAACAUCGAGAGACGCUACCUGAAGGAGCCGCUCUGGAACCCCGCAGAAGUGAUGCGCCUCGCUCCUCUCACACCGACCCCGGGAGAAGAGCAUCCCAUGGAUGUCUUCAGUCUGGAAAGCGAGAUCACGUCGCGACUACGAACAUGGCGACAAGCUCUGGAUCGCUGCCGCAGCGCUCCCCAGGUCUGUCUGUGUUUACUUCAGCUGGAGAAGGCCAUUGCUUGGGAGAGAUCUGUGACUAAAGUGAAUUGCCAGGUUUGCAGGAAGGGAGACAACGAUGAUUGCCUCUUGCUGUGUGACGGCUGUGAUCGUGGCUGCCACAUGUACUGCCUGAGGCCCAAAAUCACCCAGGUGCCAGAGGGAGACUGGUUUUGUCCUACCUGCGUCGCCCAGGACGCCUGCGAUACGCCGCGCUUGUCCAAAAAGAGGACCAGGGUGAAGAAGAGAAGAUAUGAAGACGACAGCUCCGAAGAGGAGACGUCAACGCGGCGAAGUAGUGGCGGCAUGGCUACGCGGUACAAGGAGACCGUGACGCCUCCCUCGUCUUCCCGUCACUCUGGAGAAGGAAGCGCCGCUAAACGUCGUCGCAUGACGACCCGCAACCAGCCUGACCUCACCUUCUGCGAGAUCAUUCUAAUGGAGAUGGAGGCUCACACAGCCGCCUGGCCGUUCCUUGAACCCGUCAACCCCCGACUGGUGCCAGGCUACCGCCGCAUCGUCAAAACCCCCAUGGACUUCCUCACCAUGAGAGAGAAACUGCUACAGGGAGGGUACUGCAACUGUGAGGAGUUUGCAGCAGACGCUCAGCUCGUCUUCAACAACUGUGAGCUGUUCAACGAGGACACGUCGGAGGUGGGAACGGCCGGACAUGCCAUGAGGCGUUUCUUUGAGAGCCGCUGGGCGGAGUUCUACUCAAAUAAGGACAAAUAGAAGCUUGUGACGUUCCCCCCUGAUGGUGGGGCUUGUAUACUGUUGGUGCUGUCACCGUCCCAGGCACACUCUCUCCAUUACUGCUAAGACUGUCUGGAUGUUCUUCCAGCUCCGUGUAUAGGUAUAUAUGUAUAGAUUUUGGCUAUUUGUCUGUUAUUGUUUCCUCUACUGGGCGAAUCUUUUGCAGGCCCAACAGCUGAACUGGCUUGAACUUGUACCCAUUCCUCGUCACAGAGAGUGAGAACGCGUCUCUUCACUUUUCAUUCCUCCUUUCGUGUCUCAUCUUCACCUCAUCUCCAGUUUGCAUUCUCCCUUUCACGUCCCU